Branchiostoma floridae (Florida lancelet) is the source of this 2627-nucleotide messenger RNA. Its product is annotated as kelch-like protein diablo. Bases 277 to 2118 code for a protein of 613 amino acids. Gene Ontology annotation, molecular function: protein binding. The transcript has 7 exons. Lineage: Eukaryota; Metazoa; Chordata; Leptocardii; Amphioxiformes; Branchiostomatidae. The record is from RefSeq and is a predicted model, not a curated record.
ACAAGAGUAGCUUUCAAAGACACGGAAGAAGAACUGCUUUGAAAACAGUUGUGGUCUAACGGUCAAGCGGAAACAUUGUGACUGAUGGAAUAUUUGGGUCAUCAGGAUUAGAAAUACCAAACCCGGAAGUACUCGAGCGCAACGUUUGCUGUAACGUUUGCUACUAUACUAUGAGAGAAAUCAUUGUUUGUAAGCGCCGAAACCACUGUUCAGGACAGCGCUAAUGCGACCAAACUUCCAGAGACAUUAGCCAAGGUUGUAGGAGAGUGACUAAAGAUGGUGGACAUCGACAAGUCUUCGACGCAUCUCCCGGCCAUCGUACGCGGCCUACACGACAUGCGGACCGCCGGAGUUCUCACCGACGUGACGCUGUUGGUGGACGGGCAGCUGUUUCCCGCGCACAGGAAUGUCCUGGCCGCUGCAAGCCCGUACUUCUACGCCAUGUUCACCGGCGGGCUGCACGAGGCCCGGCAGAAAGAGGUCGCCAUCCACGGUGUGGACCAGGACAUCAUGGCGCUUCUCCUGGACUUUAUCUACACGGGCACGGUUUCUCUCACUCCGGACAGCAUACAGGAGGUGAAGGCCCUUCUCCAGGCCGCUGACCUGUUCCAGAUCGGUAACCUGCAGCGUGCGUGCGAGGAGUGGCUGCUGCGGUUCCUGACAACGGCAAACUGCGUCUCGCUGUACUUCCUGGCGGGAACGCACAACUGCGGGCGGCUCACGCGCGCCGCCAAGUGGAUGCUGGGGGGGAACUUCACAGAGGUGAGUGAGGGAGAGGAGUUCCUGAGUUUGGGAGUAGAACAGCUGGUGGAGCUCGUGUCUGACGAUUCGCUGGAGGUCCGUGCGGAGUCGGAUGUGUUUGAGGCCGCCAUGAGGUGGCUGGAGCACACGGGGGCCGAUGGGCUCGUGGCCGACCAAGUGCUGAAACAUGUGCGCUACUACCUCAUAGAUCCCCAGUACCUACAGGAGAAGGUGCGAGCCCACAGCCUGGUGAAGGACUGUCCCGAGACCCUGAAGCUCUGCGAGGCUGCUGUACAGGUGAGGGGCUGGGACGACGAUGUGGACGGUAACGCAGCAUACGCCGAAUCUCUCGGGCUCACGACGGAUCUGAGGUUCGGCAUGAAGGGCUGCAACACCAUCCUGUUCUUGGGCGGAGACCCACACAAAGACUUUCCCGACCGGAGCGUCUGUAUAGCCUACAACCCCCACGCCAAGACACAAUACCGCCUGCCGCUGCCUUACAGCGCCUCGAAUGCCUGUGCUGUUGUCACGGAAGACCAGAAACUGUAUGUCGGCGGGGGAAACGUUGAGGACGCCAACGCCAUCGGACACUGUAAGCCCUGUCGGUUGUUUUUCGUUUACGACGCGGUUCACAACGUGUGGUUGGAGAAGGCGUCCAUGCGCGACAUACGCACGAACUUUGCCAUGGCGAGCGUGGGGAAGAGCGUCUACGCGAUGGGCGGGAAGAACUUUCUCGUGGGUUACAUCGCGGCGGUGGAGAGAUACGACCCGGACACGAACGUUUGGCAUGCAGCGCGACCUUUGCCCUACGCAAUAAGCGGGCACACUGCGGUGACGGUGGGCGACUGCAUCUAUGUGCUAGGUGGCUAUGCAAGGCGUGUGGUCACCACGUCCACGAUCAGGUACCAGCCCGCGACCGACACGUGGACCGAGCUUGCGCCCAUGUCCAUUGCCCGGAUGAAGGCUGGCGUGGCGGCUCUCGACGGAAAGAUCUACGCGGUGGGGGCGUGGCAGGGCCAGGUUACCAUGGAGAUGUACGACCCCGAGAAGGAGAAGUGGGAGCCGGGCGUGGUGCUUCCCUACAACGUGGUGUCAGGAGUGGGAUUGGUGGCGCUGGACGGGCGGCUGUAUCUCUGCGGCGCCGGGGAGGGGGGCAUGCGGGACGUCUACUUCUUCUCGCCCACGGACCUCCCCUGGCCGUUCGGACAGUGGUGCCUGAACGAGAGGGAGGUGGUGAGGUUUGAGAACUUUGCCUGCACUACGGGACGUCUGCACCUGGAGGGCCUGGAGUGUAUAGCGGACAGGCCGUUGCAGAGCAGGGCGGCGGCGCGACUUCAUUCAGCCAUUGCUGGUCAUCACUUCUUUCAAACCAAGUAGUUAAUACUUCAUGCAGCCAUGAUAUUGUUACUGUAUUGUACAUACAUGUACAUGACUCUUUGGAGGGACUGGAGCGUAUAGCAGACAGGUCUUUGCAAGGCAGGGCGUCGUCGCGACUUCAUUCAGCCAUUGCUGGUCAUCACUUCUUUCAAACCAAGUAGUCAAUACUUCAUGCAGCCAUGAUAUUGUUACUGUAUUGUACAUACAUGUACAUGACUCUUUGGAGGGAUUGGAGUGUAUAGCGGACAGGUCUUUGCAAAGCAGGGCGUCGUCGCGACUUCAUUCAGCCAUUGCUGGUCACCACUUCUUUCAAACCAAGUAGUCGAUACUUCAUGCAGCCAUUGCAUUGUUACUGUAUUGUACAUACAUGUACAUGACUCUUUAGAGGGAUUGGAGUGUAUAGCGGACAGGUCUUUGCAAGGCAGGGCGGCGUCAAGACUUCAUUCAGCCAUUGCUGGUCACCACUUCUUUCAAACCAAGUAGUUGAUACUUCAUGCAGCCAUUGUAUU